GAGAUCGGUUCUUGUUCCCACUCCCCUGUCCAAGGAGGUCACAGCGCGCACUCGCACGGAACUCCUACCUCCUCCGACGGCAUAGCCUUCCUCCCCUUCUCCCAGGACGCCCAAACCCUAGCUUCGUCUCACCGACCUCACCCUCUCCUCUCCGCGAACCAGCCUACCUGCCCGGCGGCAUGUCCUCGUCAGGCGGCGGAGGGCAGCAGUUCCGCUACACGCAGACGCCGUCCAAGGUGCUGCACCUGCGGAACCUGCCGUGGGAGUGCGCGGAGGAGGAGCUCGUCGAGCUCUGCAAACCCUUCGGCCGCAUCGUCAACACCAAGUGCGGCGUCGGCGCCAACCGCAACCAGGCCUUCGUCGAGUUCACCGACGUUAAUCAAGCAAUCUCAAUGGUUUCAUACUUCGCAUCAUCUUCAGAACCAGCACAAAUCCGAGGCAAAACUGUUUACAUUCAGUAUUCAAAUAGGCAAGAAAUAAUCAACAACAGGAGCCCUGGAGAGACUGCUGGAAAUGUGUUGCUUGUUACCAUAGAGGGUGUUCAAGCUAGUGAUGUCACUAUAGAAGUGAUCCAUAUGGUUUUUUCGGCUUUUGGAUAUGUUCAUAAAAUAGCCACUUUUGAAAAGGCUGCUGGUUUUCAGGCAUUGAUCCAGUACACUGAUGCAGCCACUGCUUCAGCUGCGAGAGAGGCCUUAGACGGAAGGAGCAUCCCAAGUUACUUGCUUCCGGAACAUGUAACAUCCUGUUUCUUGCGAAUUUCUUUCUCUGCACACAAAGAUUUGAACAUCAAGUUUCAGUCAAACCGCAGCAGAGAUUACAACAAUCCUUAUCUUCCAAUUAAUUAUUCUGCCAUGGAUGCUAGUACAUUACAGUCUGCUGUUGGUGCUGACGGAAGGAAAGUGGAGGCUGAAGGCAACGUUCUUCUUGCAUCAAUUGAGAAUAUGCAAUAUGCUGUUACAAUUGAUGUUCUUCAUACCGUGUUCUCAUCAUUUGGUACUGUCCAGAAAAUUGCUAUUUUUGAGAAGAACGGGGGAACACAAGCUUUAAUUCAGUACCCUGAUGUAACUACAGCUGCAGUUGCAAAGGAAGCAUUGGAAGGGCAUUGUGUCUAUGAUGGUGGCUACUGUAAGCUUCACCUGUCAUACUCUCGUCAUACUGAUCUGAAUGUAAAGGCACAUAGUGACAAGAGCAGGGAUUACACAAUUCCAGCAGGUAUAAUCCAAGGGAUACCGCAACCCCCUGGUGUACCGGCAACAUCCUCUGGGUGGCACGGUAAUCCUCAAGCAGCCAGUGCAUAUGCCUCACCUGGCGUUGCUGCUCAAAGCCACAGUACCAAUGGACAAGUGCCAAAUUGGAAUCAGGGCAACUCAGGGUAUCCCCCAGCCCCAGGAGCAUAUCCAGGCCAGAUGUGCUCAUCUCCGGUGCAGUAUGCAGCAUCAGGGGGCUUCCCUGCCUCUCCCGCUGCUCCGCCGCACGGGUCCCAUGCUUCGCAGCAGAUGCCUCAACCUCACCACGUAAAUCAACAGCUCAGACCUGCAGGUGCACCUGGAAUGGGCCAACCACCACCACCACCACCGCAAUACUACCGUUAAGUUAAUUCAUCUUGCAUAACUGUUCUUGGUCUUUCUGAUUUAAGUUUGUUCUGGCAUCAAUGUAAUACUGUGAUACCGCCAUCCCAGUAAUGUUUGAUGGUGGUGAUCGGAGAUAGAUAUGAGUAACGAGUACAUGACUAUGGUUUCCCCCUUUGCUGCCAUGAGUUUGUGUCAAAAGGGGUUCUAUCUAUCGUCAAUUGGUGGCUUUGUUUCUCAGUAAUCACUGGCAGGCCCGCGAUUCUUGAGUCAUCGAGUUGGCUUAUUAGUAGAUAGAGAUGGAAGUUAAACAAAGUGUAGUGCUAGGUCCUGUUUAGAUUAGCUAGAGCUUAUAGAAAGCUGGUUUAUAGCUUACAGAUUGUUAAAAGUUGUUUAGUAAAAAGCUAGAUGUUGUUUGAAUUCUUGGAUUAUAAAUUGGCUUUUUGUUGGUUUUAUGUGUUAA
This is a messenger RNA of Phragmites australis (common reed), 2031 nucleotides long. RefSeq names its product polypyrimidine tract-binding protein homolog 1-like. Gene Ontology annotation, molecular function: mRNA binding. Gene Ontology annotation, cellular component: nucleus. The record is from RefSeq and is a predicted model, not a curated record. NCBI's taxonomy places the organism in Eukaryota, Viridiplantae, Streptophyta, Magnoliopsida, Poales, Poaceae. The coding region runs from base 180 to 1592 and encodes 470 amino acids. Gene Ontology annotation, biological process: regulation of RNA splicing. The transcript has 10 exons.